Magnolia sinica is the source of this 2234-nucleotide messenger RNA. Its product is annotated as protein CELLULOSE SYNTHASE INTERACTIVE 1-like. The coding region runs from base 437 to 2107 and encodes 556 amino acids. Gene Ontology annotation, molecular function: protein binding. The record is from RefSeq and is a predicted model, not a curated record. The transcript has 4 exons. Lineage: Eukaryota; Viridiplantae; Streptophyta; Magnoliopsida; Magnoliales; Magnoliaceae.
CCCACUUCAAACUCGAAUGCUGUCCGAACGGUCGGAUCUCCAGUGGCCGCUAAAUACCAUCCGUCCGAUCUUCGAAACCUGCUCGACAUAUAACUCUGCCCAAAACGGAAGCUUCGUUAGAAAAAUCAGAAAAAGAAAGGAAAAACGUGAUGCAGAGCAUCCGCCCGCAGACCUGGCUUUCCAUAGAAAGAGAGGAUUCUGGUUGCGACUGUCCAUUUGAAGGGGCUUGUGUCUUGCAGAAGAAAAGGAGUUAAAGAUCGAGCGUUUUGGUUGCUUCCGUAGAAGAAGAAGGCUUAAAGGUCGAGCAUUUUCUUCGCUGCUUAGUAAAGAGAAAACAGCGCUUGUGAGGCGAAGCUCAAAAGAUAAAGGAGGAGGAAAGUCUAACCUUCGACCAGGGUUUUUGCCUUCGAGCUCUUGUAAUCCCCACAUCACACCAAUGGUCCAAGAAUCCGAAGAGAUCGUGGACACCCAGUCGGCAGAAGGCUGCUUGUUGCGUGCCCAAGAGCUCAUCCCGGCAGCCCUUGAUAAGGCCAGGUCUGUAAAGGUAUUCACUGGCCGAUGGAAGAUCAUAAUUUCCAAAUUGGAACAGAUCCCAGCAUGCUUAUCUGAUCUGUCUAGCCACCCUUGCUUCUCGAAGAAUGCUCUCUGUAAGGAGCAGCUGCAGGCUGUGUCAAAGACACUGGUUGAGGUGAUUGAAUUAGCGGAGCGGUGUGUGGAGGAAAGGUAUGGUGGGAAGCUUCAGAUGCAGAGCAACUUGGAUGCUCUGUCGGCGAAGCUUGAUUUGAACUUGAGGGAUUGUGGGCUUCUUGUGAAGACGGGGGUGCUUGGAGAGGCCACUUUGCCUUUGGCAGUCAUGCGGUCUGGGGAAAUGGAGGCCUCCCGUUGGAAUAUACGGGAAUUGCUUGCUCGGCUUCAGAUCGGGCACAUUGAGGCAAAGCACCGGGCUCUGGAUAGUCUCAUGGAUGUGAUGAAGGAGGAUGAGAAGAAUGUGUUUACUGCGUUGGGUCGGAGCCAUGUGUCAGCUCUUGUGCAAUUACUCUCUGCGACUUCUCUGAGGAUUCGGGAGAAGACGGCUUCAGUAAUUUGCUUGCUUGCGGAGUCAGGGACUUGUGAGAAUUUGCUUGUUUCGGAAGGUAUGCUUCCUCCUCUGAUUAGGCUGGUCGAAUCGGGAAGUGCAGUGGGUAAAGAGAAGGCGACGAUUUCGCUCCAGAGGUUGUCUAUGGUGACCGAGACGGCCCGUUCUAUUGUUGGACACGGUGGAGUCCGCCCACUGAUUGAGUUAUGUCGGACGGGAGAAUCUGUUUCUCAGGCAGCAGCUGCAGGUACUCUGAAGAAUUUGUCGGCUGUGCCAGAGGUGAGGCAAACGCUGGUCGAAGAAGGAAUCAUCCGGGUAACAAUCAAUCUCCUGGACUGUGGGAUCUUGUUGGGUUCUAAAGAGUAUGCAGCUGAAUGCUUACAGAAUCUGACGGCCAGCAAUGAUAGUCUUAGAAAGGCUGUUGUUUCAGAAGGUGGGAUCCGGAGCCUCCUUGCGUAUCUAGACGGCCCAUUGCCCCAAGAAUCUGCUGUUGGGGCGUUGCGGAAUCUGGUGGGUUCUGUUUCUGUCGAUGGUUUGGUUGCACUCGGCCUUCUUCCCAGUUUGGUUCACGUGCUGAAAGCCGGAUCUUUGGGCGCUCAGCAAGCUGCUGCAUCUGCUAUUUGUAGAAUUUGCAGUUCCAUGGAAAUGAAGAAAAUGGUUGGCGAGAUUGGAUGCAUUCCACUGCUCAUUGGUAUGCUCCAGGCCAAAAUGAAUGGGGCGAGGGAGGUCGCUGCUCAAGCAAUCUGUAGCCUGUUGAGCGUUCCACACAACAGUAGAGAAGUUAAGAAGGAUGAGAAGAGCGUGCCAAGUCUCGUUCAGCUGCUCGACCCAAGUCCUCAGAAUACGGCAAAGAAGUACGCCGUGUCUUGUCUCGCUUCUCUUUCCUCAAGCAAGAAAUGCAAAAAGCUGAUGAUUUCCUAUGGUGCAAUUGGCUACCUCAAGAAACUGGCUGAGAUGGAUCUCCCUGGUGCAAAAAAGCUGCUCGAAAAGCUGGAACGAGGGAAGCUGCGGAGCUUGUUUAGCAGGAAAUAGAUAAUGCCUGCCCCCUCCUUUUGUAAAAUGUUGUGUUUUGUUCUCGUAGAACUUGUUUCAUUGUCUGUAUGAAACGAAGUAGUCGAAGAAAAUUUCGAACUCCACUAAUGAAAGCUUUUCUGUGUGA